Molecule: messenger RNA, 2181 nt
Organism: Symbiodinium sp. CCMP2592
Lineage: Eukaryota; Dinophyceae; Suessiales; Symbiodiniaceae
Source: the annotation of a GenBank genome assembly
AUGGACGGUCUGUUCGUGGAUGCAUUGCCGGCCAUGGGGCCUGCGUACACCUUCUGGGACUUGCACCGCAUGUUGGCCGAUUGCUAUUCGGCAGAUGUUGCGGAGCAGAGGUGGCAGCCAGAGCAUUCGAGAUCCCGCCACUACAAUCGGCAACCGUCAGCCGGACCCGACGCCCAUGGAGUGAGAUUCGCAGACCUUCCACCCAGGCGAGACCUCUCUCGUCGCUCCAGCCAUAGCCAUCAUAGCCAGGAAAGGGCGGUCCCACCCACGGAUUGCCAUCCCAAUCCUCCGGAGGAGGCUUGUAGUACGCUGGCAAGGCUCCAGAAGGGGAGAACGAAAGACUCCUUGCACAAUCUGCUGAAUCUACAUGGAUUUGAGGCCGAUUCAAAGGAAUCAGAGGAGAUUGACAUGACCAACUUCCAGCUAAAGGCUCAUGCAUGUUGGCAAUCGGAUGUACAACUCAAGAAAGCUGGGACGACGACGCAGCGUUCGAGGAAAUCUGCCAGCAUAUCGGUGCUGAGCAGCAAUGCGUCGAUGCACAUCAGUUCUCCAGUGACAGAGGGCGACAUGCAACCGGCUGCAGGGUCGAGAUUCAUGUUGCAUCCGAGUGGCACAUUCCGAUCCUGCUGGAAUGUUUGGAUAGGCAUCUUAGUGCUCUACGAUCUCCUGGUCAUUCCACUGCUUGUCUUCACGCUGCCUUCAUGGGUAAACAACUUCUUGGGACUGCGAUCCCUGCAACUCUUCUGGAUUGCAGACUUUGUCAUAACGUUCUUCACUGGUUACUACAGCCGGGGUCUUCUGGUGCUUGAUCGAUGUAAAGUCGCCCAGCAGUACGCCCGAACUUGGAUGUGCUUCGAUCUUGGUCUGCUCUGUGUGGACUGGUUCAUUAACAUCCUCGACCUAUCCACGGCCGAGAGUCCGGAAACCUGGUCCCAGACGGUGCGCAUGCUACGUCUCCUUCGGCUCCUGCGGAUCCUCCGAGCAGUGAAGCUGCGCCGGGGGUUUCUGGCCGUUCAAGACUUGCUCCACUCCCAGGCGGCGAGCCUUUAUUUGAGCUUCUUCUUCAGCUUCUUUGAGCUUCUGAUACUCAACCACUGGGUGGCCUGCGCUUGGUUUGGGGUGCAUUGGCUGAAUAGCUCGGAGAACUGGGUGCUCGCAAGUGGCCUCGAUGACAGGGACGCGGUCUUCCAGUAUUUAAGCUGCCUGCUCUGGGCAUUUUGCCAGCUCGGUGUGGGCGAAAGUCCGCUCCUUCCCACCAAUAAAACAGAGAUGGUGCUGAACAGUGUCGUUGGAUUCCGGUCCCUCGUCACCUCAGCAACUCUCAUCAGCACCAUGAGCGGCCUCAUCGCUGGUUUGCGCAAGCUGAGGGAAGAUGAGAUUUCUGAGUUUCGCCUUUUGCGCAGAUAUCUGCAGCAGAACAACAUUCCGCACGCCCUGGGCCAGAAGGUGACGCAGUUUCUUCAGCACCAAUAUGCGGAGAGGCAGCACGAAAGGUCACUACAUAUGCAUGUGCCACUCCUGAGCCUCCUGUCUCGGCCGAUGUACCACGAGCUCCAGUUUGAGAGACAUCGCGUGGCACUCUCGAAGAUUGGCGUCGUUCGGGAACUCCUUGAGGGGGAUGAGGUGCAUUCUCUGCACACCUUGCAUCAGAUGGCUAGUGAAAGCCUCGUUCCCAUCCUCGCGGCCGCGGGUGAUUCGAUCUUCCUCAGCGGCCACGUCGCGAAAUCAUCGUUCCUAAUGAUGACUGGACGCUUGUGCUACUACCGCGACGACAGCUCCCAGAUCCUGGACGAUACGCGCUGGGUCGCGGAGAUGUGCCUAUGGGCACCGUGGGUGCAUAUGGGUGACUUGGAAGCGCAAGACACCUCGGAGCUCCUCAGUUUAGAUGCCGACGGCUUCUGCGCGACUCUGGGGCACAACUGGGAGACGCAGCGUGCUGCCAGCAGGUAUUCUCGUCGCUUCGUGGAGGCGGUGCAGAAGCAGCCCUUCUUGAGCGACAUCUUCGUUGAUGGGAACUCGAUCUUAGAUCCUACUCCCAAGCACGAGGAGGAGACCGGCGACGUUCUGAUGCCGUCAUCUUUCCGUCGCUUCCUGAAGAAGCAUCGAACGAAAGAGGGCGAAGGAGGGGUUUCGAAGAGCCAGGUCGUGCCGCUGCCUUGUGCCUUGGACAAAGAAGGUUGA